Messenger RNA from Drosophila navojoa, 927 nucleotides. RefSeq names its product protein FAM8A1. NCBI's taxonomy places the organism in Eukaryota, Metazoa, Arthropoda, Insecta, Diptera, Drosophilidae. The record is from RefSeq and is a predicted model, not a curated record.
AUGGAGACAGAGCAGACACAGACCGACGCGCCUGGCAAGCAGCAGCAGGUCAGCGACUUGAGUAUGAAGGAGGCAUACUUUGCCAGCCUUUCGCAGUGGGCGGAGCAGGUGAAGGCCAUGCAGCUGAUGACCAACUAUAUGAUAUUCCAAUACAGCGCCAGCAUCGUCAACAACAACAUUUACAACAACCAGAGGCAGAUGCAGCUGCAGUGGCAGAUGCAGAAUGCAGCGGCGUAUCCGCGGCGACGUCGACGCAUCAAUCCUGUCCGCGCCCUGGACGCCGCACAUCAGCGGGAGAUCAUCCGGCGAUAUGGCGGCAUCCAAAUGCUGAUCGCUCCGUUCUGGAAGCGAGCUGUGGCCGAGCUGGUGGACUCGCUGAUUCUGUCGAUAAUCAAAACAGUGCUGGCCUUUGUCAUCGCGUACAUGUUCGGCUUUGACCUGGAGAGCAGCCUGCUGAGCAGGUCCUUCAAGGACGAGAACCCGUUCAUGGCGCUCUUCGAUCUGUCGCUGGACAUCUUUUCGCUCUCCUACGAUCUGCUGCUCAUCAUCGUGCUGACCAAGCUGGUCGUCUGCGUCUACGAGUGCCUCUGGACGAUGUACAACGACGGCGCCACGCCGGGCAAGUGGCUAAUGAAGAUCCGAGUGGUCUAUGUGGAGGCCGUAAUGCCACUGCAGCGCCACGUGCCAGCCCAUUUCAUAUUCCAAACCCAGCCCCAUCCGCAGUGGGCCAUGCUCUACCCGUGCGAGACGCCCGGCCCCAUGAGGUCCCUGCUGCGCGCCCUCAUCAAGAACAUGGUCACGACCUUCUUAUUCCCCGUCUGCAUCAUCAUGAUUCUGCUCAAGAACAAUCGCACCACCUACGACUUUGUGACGAAAACAAUUGUUGUCGAAUCGAAUCCAAGCGAACCUCGGCGACGUCCCCUCUAG